GUUUACUCGACUACAAGCUGUCGCGAGGUUCCUUCCGGAAGUAGACCCUUCAACUAUACCCCUCGGCGGAAGCAUGUCACAACCUAGCCGUCCACCUUUAGCGGAAGUUCGUCACGGCGCAGUUGCCGCCGCACAGCGGAUGUGUGUCGCCGCUUAAGUGACGCUGGAAAGUGCUUGCAGCCUCCGCCGCUGCUUUCUGGUUGAAGCACUAUGGAGGAAGAGAGGAAGAACAAACGGUGGUAUUUUACUCGAGAACAGCUGGAAAAUAGCCCAUCCCGUCGUUUUGGUCUAGACGCAGAUAAAGAGCUUUCUUAUCGUCAGCAGGCGGCCAAUCUGCUUCAGGACAUGGGGCAACGUCUUUACGUCUCACAAUUGACUAUCAACACUGCGAUUGUAUACAUGCAUCGAUUCUACAUGAUUCAGUCUUUUACACAGUUCCAUCGAAAUUCUGUGGCUCCAGCGGCCUUAUUUCUAGCAGCUAAAGUAGAGGAGCAGCCCAAAAAAUUGGAACACGUCAUCAAGGUAGCACAUGCUUGUCUCCAUCCACAGGAAUCACUUCCUGAUACUAGGAGUGAGGCUUACCUGCAACAAGUUCAAGAUCUGGUGAUAUUAGAAAGCAUAAUUCUGCAGACUUUAGGCUUUGAGCUAACAAUUGAUCACCCACAUACACAUGUGGUAAAGUGCACUCAACUUGUUCGAGCAAGCAAGGACUUAGCACAGACUUCUUACUUCAUGGCAACCAACAGCCUGCAUUUGACCACAUUUAGCCUGCAGUACACACCUCCUGUGGUGGCCUGUGUCUGCAUUCAUCUGGCUUGCAAGUGGUCCAAUUGGGAGAUCCCAGUCUCAACUGAUGGGAAGCACUGGUGGGAGUAUGUUGACGCCACUGUGACCCUGGAACUUUUAGAUGAACUGACACAUGAAUUUCUACAGAUCCUGGAGAAAACCCCCAACAGGCUUAAACGAAUUCGGAAUUGGAGGGCAUGCCAAGCUGCCCAGAAAACAAAAGGCGGUGACCGGGGAGCAGAUGCAAAUACUUCGGAGCAGACAAUCCUCAAUAUGAUUUCCCAGAGCUCUUCAGACACAACUAUUGCAGGUUUAAUGAGCAUGUCAACUUCUUCUACCACAAGUGCAGUGCAUUCCCUUCCAGCUACUGAAGAGUCAUCCAGCAACUUAAGCAGUGUGGAGAUGUUACAGGGCGAGCGUUGGCUGUCCUCCCAACCUCCUUUUAAAAGAGAACCUUCUCAGGGUCAUCGGACUAGUGAGAAUAUAGCACUUACAGGAGUUGAUCAUUUCUUGCAACAGGAUGGUUCAAAUGCAGUUAUUUCCCAGAAGCAGACUAGUAAGAGUGUGCCAUCAGCUAAAGUAUCGCUUAAAGAGUACCGUGCAAAGCAUGCAGAAGAGUUGGCUGCCCAGAAGAGACAACUGGAGAACAUGGAGGCCAAUGUGAAGUCACAGUAUGCAUAUGCUGCCCAGAAUCUCCUGUCUCAACAUGAUAGCCAUUCUUCGGUCAUUCUGAAAAUGCCCAUAGAGGGUUCAGAAAACCCAGAGCGGCCUUUUCUGGAAAAGCCUGACAAAACAGCUCUCAAAAUGAGAAUCCCAGUGGCAAGUGGAGAUAAAGCUGCCUCUUCAAAACCAGAUGAGAUAAAAAUGCGCAUUAAAGUCCAUGCUGCACCUGACAAGCACAAUUCUAUAGAUGACAGUGUCUCAAAAAGUCGAGAGCACAAAGAAAAGCACAAGACUCACCCAUCUAAUCAUCACCAUCAUCAUAAUCACCACUCACACAAGCAUUCUCACUCACAGCUUCCAGCUGGUACUGGGAACAAACGUCCAGGUGAUAUAAAACAGAGUAGCCAGACAAGCGCUUUAGCACACAAAGCUUACAGCUUGACUAGUUCGUUCUCCUCUUCCAGUUCUACUCGUAAAAGGGGUCCCCCUGAAGAUACUGGAGGGGCAAUGUUUGAUCAUCCAGCCAAGAUUGCCAAGAGUACUAAAUCCUCUUCCAUAAAUUUCUCCUUCCCUCCUCUUCCUUCAAUGGCCCAGUUGCCUGGGCAUAGCUCAGACACAAGUAGCCUUCAUUUUUCACAGCCCAGCUGUAAAUCUCGAGUUCCUCAUAUGAAACUGGAUAAAGGCCCUGCUGGGGCCAAUGGUCACAAUACAACCCAGACAAUAGACUAUCAAGAUACUGUGAAUAUGCUUCACUCCCUUCUCAAUGCCCAGGGUGUUCAACCCACUCAGCCUCCUGCAUUUGAAUUUGUUCAUUCUUAUGGUGAAUAUCUAAAUCCACGGGCUGGUGGAAUGUCCUCCAGAUCUGGCAAUACAGACAAACCCCGGCUACCACCUCUACCUUCAGAACCUCCUCCACCACUUCCGCCCCUUCCUAAGUGAAUAAAAGAGAAGAGGAGGAGAAAGAUCUUCUUUAAAAACACGUUUUUUUUGUUUUUUUUUUUAAACUACUGAUUCUGGACUAAGAAAAUUACUUCCCUAAUGAAAUAUGUCUCCCUUCUUGGACUAGGGAAUAAAUUAACAUUGAGACAUAGGUGGGAGGAUGGUGGAUGGCCUUGGUUAUUAUAUCUGCUGCCUCAGAAAUGUAACUAUUUUAUUAUAGUUUUUACUGGUAUUAGAGAGGUGAGAAUGUGAUGAAGCUGUGAAAGAUUAAGAAUACUUUCUUUAUUCUUGGCCUCUCCACCUCCUAAUUAGGUUGAUUAGAGUUGAUAUCUUCCCUCUUCUUGCCAGGACUGAAAUAUGGAGGGUUUGUUUUAUCAAACAGUUGUGGAUCCUUUCAAUGUUUAAUAUAUCAGAAGAGAGGAAGUAUUUAAACGUCAAAAUCUUUUAAGAGACUUAAAAAAAUAAUUUAAAGAAAGUAAGUUAUCUCUUUAGUUUUUUUUUAUAUAUAAUUGGG
This is a messenger RNA of Rhinolophus ferrumequinum (greater horseshoe bat), 2902 nucleotides long. RefSeq names its product cyclin T1 (gene CCNT1). The transcript has 9 exons. NCBI's taxonomy places the organism in Eukaryota, Metazoa, Chordata, Mammalia, Chiroptera, Rhinolophidae. Gene Ontology annotation, molecular function: cyclin-dependent protein serine/threonine kinase activator activity. Gene Ontology annotation, cellular component: cyclin/CDK positive transcription elongation factor complex; nucleus. Bases 211 to 2388 code for a protein of 725 amino acids. The record is from RefSeq and is a predicted model, not a curated record. Gene Ontology annotation, biological process: regulation of transcription by RNA polymerase II; positive regulation of DNA-templated transcription, elongation.